AAGACAGCAGAGGAAUAGUUUUGAGGUGCUGGUCCUCCGGUGGUGGGACGCAGGUGCAGCGGGGCUGACCCUCCUGCCCGGCGGGGCCGCGGCUCGUCCCACUGCGCCUGCGUCCCGCCGCACGCCGAGAGACCAACAGAGCAGCUAUUGUUAGCCGAGGAGCCGCCAGCAGACUUUAUCCCGCACUCACCAUCUACCUGCCGCACACUCUCACCCAGGAAGCCGGAACACCGGAGGCCAAGCUCGGCGACGGACACGAGCCAGUGUCCGCGGGAGGGAGGACGGAAAGGCUCGGAGGAAAGAAGGAAGUGAACACGGACGGCUCGGGACUCAACAGGUACUUCGAUGGUGUAGCGGCGGCUCGGACCUUUUGCUUUGACACGCAGGACAAACACACGGACAACAAGCAGCAAGAUGCCGCUGGGACCGUGGAAGAAGAAGAACAAGUCGACGAAGGAGCACUUGGUGGAGAACGAGGAGGUCGGCGGCGGUCACGCAGGUGCGGGGAACCCGAGUAAAUCCACCGUGAACGGAGCGGGACUCCCGCCUCCACCUGCCAACCUGCGGCCCAAGCUGGUGUUCCACACGCAGCUGGCGCACGGAAGUCCCACCGGCAGGAUCGAGGGCUUCUCCAACGUCAAGGAGCUGUACUCCAAAAUAGCCGAGGCGUUUAACAUCAGCCCGCCUGAGAUCAUGUUCUGCACACUCAACACCCACAAGAUCGACAUGGACAAGCUGCUGGGGGGCCAGAUCGGCCUGGAGGAUUUUAUCUUCGCCCACAUUAAAGGAAUCAAGAAGGAGGUAGAAGUUCAUAAAUCUGAGGACGCUCUCGGCCUCACCAUCACCGACAACGGAGCAGGCUACGCUUUCAUAAAGCGUAUCAAAGAGGGCAGUGUUGUGGACGGGGUGAAGGUGAUCUGCGUGGGCGACCACAUAGAGUGCAUUAACGGACGUAACAUCAUCGGGAUACGACAUUACGAGGUCGCCCGCAUGCUCAAAGAGCUGCCCAGAGACAAAGCCUUCACACUCAAACUGGUCGAGCCCAUGAAGGCCUUCGAAAUGCUUGAGCCCAGGUCGAAGGGUGCCAAACCUGCCAGUGACAACAAAAUCGGGACAGGGAAGGGGACGCUGAGACUCCGCUCCAAGGGCCCAGCUACUGUGGAGGAGGAGCCGACAGAGUUUGAGGAGAAGGCGGUGAAGAAAGUGGAUGACCUGCUGGAGAGCUACAUGGGCAUCAGGGACACGGAACUGGCUGCCACGAUGGUCGAGGUCGGCCGCGACAAGAAAAACCCGGACGAAUUCGCCAUGGCGUUAGACGAGACCCUCGGGGACUUUGCCUUUCCGGAUGAGUUUGUCUUCGACGUGUGGGGCGCCAUCGGUGACGCCAAGCAGGGAAGAUUUUAAGUUUUGCUCCUGCCUGUCCAAACACACACACACACACACACACACACACACACACACACACUCACACACUCACCCUCAUCUCACCCCUUCCAACCAUCAGAAGCCGACUGGACAAACUUCAUCCUGCACAAACAGCGGUGGAUGAAGUGUCCACCACCGUCACUUAGCUGUUAGCUGUAGCUUGGCACUUGGACGUCGACUUCAUUUCACAUGUCGGGGUUCGGGUGUAAUCUUGUCAAAUGAUCCAUGUCGUGUGGAAUUCCGUUUCCAGCACUGGACCGGCCUCUCGUGUACAGAGGUGUUGGUGAUUAAAUCCAGAUGUUGUAUCGAACUACGUCCCACUAUAGAGGCAGGAUCUCUGCACCUGAUGCUGUUCCUCAGUCAGACCAGCUGAAGAAGUCAACAGUGACUCAUCACGCUGGUUGUAAAUGGUACUUGCACAACUUUAAAUUGUAAAACAAUCACGCGGUUUUAAUCAUUCUUUACAGCUGUGUAACUUUGAGCAUACAGAUGUGUCACACAGCUUUUUAUAGGCUUUUUUUUUUUUAUAUGUGAAAAUGCUGCUGAUUUUCUAGCAGCAGCAUCUUAGUGUAAUUAUAGUGAUUGUAGCAAUAUUUCUGUCUGAAACAAGACCUUUUUAUUUCCCCUCUCAUCUCUGAAAUCUUUUUCGAUGACCUCAUAGUAAAGAACUAUCAGAGCGUCCACCACGCUCUCGUCAUUAACGUUAGUUUACUUUGCGAUUCUCUCUGUGCCCUUAAAUGUCUCAGCGUGAGCCUUGCGUCCAUUUGUCAGAGACUGAGCAAUAAAGAGGGUUUUGAUCUUUAAAUGCCUUUAUCAGGGUUUAACGACACAUUCCACCAACUUUCCUUAUGUUUCUCAUGCUGUUCCAGUCUGUUGACAUGUCACCAACUGAGGCAUAGUCAGAGACGCACGCUUAUUAGUUUCCUGUAAUUUAUUUUAUCGUGAAAAAUCAGAUGCUGUAAGACAUUGUCUACGCAGACACGUGGCGAGACUCGGAAGCCAUUUUGAAGGCGGCGCCUGGAAUGGGAUCAAUUGCAAAUCCAAUGUCUUAAAUAAAUGCACUCGCAUUGAUGUAACUGCACUAUUUAAAAUCACUGUCAAACUGAAUUUAAAUAGUGACUUGAUUAGUGUCAUCUGCUGAUGUUAACUGUUCACGGCAGUUGUUGUUGUUGUUUGACGAACCAUAAGGGAUCACUAUUGUUAAUAGACAAUAAAAUUUGAUAUAGUUCUA
Messenger RNA from Paralichthys olivaceus (Japanese flounder), 2656 nucleotides. RefSeq names its product GIPC PDZ domain containing family, member 2 (gene gipc2). The record is from RefSeq and is a predicted model, not a curated record. Lineage: Eukaryota; Metazoa; Chordata; Actinopteri; Pleuronectiformes; Paralichthyidae. Gene Ontology annotation, molecular function: protein binding.